CACUGUGGCUCAUAAGUGCACAAGUAGCAUCCAAAGACGAUUAUUCCGAAGUUUGACAAAAUCCAAUACGGAUUUUUUUGCUUCGAAUUCAAGCGGUUUAAGAUCAUUAAAGAAGAUACAUUUAGAGUAGAAAUUAAGAAUUAGUUGUGUCUUUUUAAACAAAACUUGUUUUUUUUUGUGAAUAAUACAUUUUGACAUACACACAAACAAAGGGAAAUAUGUCUGGAAUUGCUGUUGCUCGACUUGGUGAAGAGAGAAAGGCAUGGAGAAAAGAUCAUCCAUUUGGUUUUGUAGCUCGCCCGACAAAGAAUCCGGAUGGCACAUUGAAUUUGAUGGUCUGGGAUUGCGCUAUUCCCGGCAAAAAGGGGACUCCAUGGGAAAAUGGUUUGUAUAAAUUGCGAAUGAUUUUCAAAGACGAUUACCCGACCAGUCCACCAAAGUGCAAAUUUGAACCGGCUCUGUUCCACCCAAACGUCUAUCCAUCCGGCACAGUAUGCUUGUCACUGCUUGACGAGGAGAAAGAUUGGCGUCCAGCCAUCACCAUCAAACAGAUUUUGCUGGGCAUUCAGGACCUAUUGAACGAACCUAACAUUAAGGAUCCAGCACAGGCCGAAGCAUACACUAUCUACUGUCAAAAUCGACUAGAAUACGAAAAAAGAGUUCGUGCCCAAGCUCGAGCUAUGGCAGCCACUGAAUAAAUGUCACAACCACCAAACAAUAUCAUAAUUUCGAUCAAACGAACAAUCCGCGCGACUACUAACGGCUGCCAUGCAAAACAAAAUAAAACUCUCCCAAAUCAUUAUAAAAACAAAAAGAAGAAAAAAGUUUUAUAAGAAAUAUCACCUCGCCCAAAUCUACAGUGUUGGCAUUACUUCUAAUUUUGACGCACUAAGAGAAUGAAAAUUAAAACACACACACACAAAAAAAUGAGAAAAAAAUGAAUUUAAUUUAAAUCAAUAAUAGUGUCAAAUGGCAAUGAAAACACAAACAAUGAAGUAAAUACAAUGUGGAUGAUAAGAUAAGAAAUAAAAAUAAUCGCUAAUAUUAAGAACUAAAUGAUAAAAUGGAAACUCAAUCUUGGCUUUAUUUUCCAUCUACAAUUUUCCAGCUCAUUUUCUUCAUUUCAGAUUUAAUUUUCAGUUUUCAUAGAGAUUAGGUUCAUUCUGACAUUCAUUUUGGUGAUAAAUAAAGCACGUCAAUUAUUUUGGUUUGCGCCAAAUUUUUGACCGAUAAAUACACACACAUACGUUA
Molecule: messenger RNA, 1251 nt
Organism: Contarinia nasturtii (swede midge)
Lineage: Eukaryota; Metazoa; Arthropoda; Insecta; Diptera; Cecidomyiidae
Product: SUMO-conjugating enzyme UBC9-B
Exons: 3
Coding region: 219-698 (159 amino acids)
Biological process (GO): protein sumoylation
Cellular component (GO): nucleus
Molecular function (GO): SUMO conjugating enzyme activity
Source: RefSeq, a predicted model, not a curated record